CUAGUGCUUUAGCGUAUAUUCAGCUGUGUGAGUGCUGUGUUUUAUUUCGUUGUUUGCGGUGGGCCGACGUACAUAUCGACCGACCGGCGAGCGUGAGAGAUCAGUUCGAAUUGAUGCUGUAUGUGUGAUUUUCUAGUGCCGCAAAUUAUGUCGCCUGAGAACAAGAGGAGCACACCGUACUUCUCCAACGGGGACACCACCAUCCAGACCAAACCCUUCCCUGUCAGGGGAGAGCGUGCGAAUUAUGUGAACAGCCCACACGUGAUUGCCAUGGUUGGACUUCCAGCCAGGGGCAAAACGUACAUCUCCAAGAAGCUGUCGAGAUACCUUAACUGGAUCGGAAUCAACACGAAAGUGUUCAACCUGGGUGAAUACCGUCGGCACGCCACAAGCGCUUACAAAAGCCAUGAAUUCUUCCGACCGGACAAUAAAGAGGCGAUGGCCAUCAGGACUCAGUGCGCCCUAGAUGCCCUCAAUGACGUUUGCUCUUGGCUUGAAAAUGGUGGAGAAGUGGCCGUUUUUGACGCUACCAAUUCAACCAAGGACAGGCGUCGAUUGAUCCACAACAUUGUUGUUGAGAAGAUGGGAUUUAAAUUGUUCUUUGUUGAAUCAGUUUGUGAUGACCCAACUCUGAUCGAGCAGAAUAUCAUGGAAGUAAAGGUGAGCAGUCCUGACUACACAAACAUGAACGCAGAGACGGUACUCAAUGACUUUCUGCUGCGUAUUGAGCACUACAAGGAGAAGUAUGAACCAUUGGACGAAACCCUGGAGGCAGGAUUGAGUUUUAUGAAAAUCUACAACACCGGAGAAAAAGUGGUCGUCCACAAACACGAGGGCCACAUCCAAAGCAGGAUAGUCUACUACUUGAUGAACAUUCACAUAGUCCCAAGGACCAUUUACCUCACCAGGCAUGGAGAGAGCGAGCAAAACCUGGAAGGCCGCAUUGGGGGCGACUCGGACUUGUCGGCGAGAGGCAGGCAGUAUGGCAACGCUCUUUCCCAGUUCAUCAUAUCACAAAACAUUCCGCACCUGCGCGUCUGGACUUCGUGGUUGAAGAGGACUAUCCAGACAGUCUCAGGAAUUCCAGCCCCUCAGGAGAGAUGGAAGGCUUUGAACGAAAUUGAUGCUGGCAUCUGCGAAGAAAUGACCUAUGAGGAGAUUUCCUCCAAGUACCCUGAUGACUUUGCUGCGCGAGACCAAAACAAGUUCACGUACCGCUACCCGCGGGGCGAGAGCUACGAGGACCUGGUUGCGCGACUGGAGCCCGUCAUCAUGGAGCUGGAGAGGCAGGGCAACGUGUUAGUGGUGAGCCACCAGGCAGUGAUCAGAUGCUUGCUGGCUUACUUCACUGACAAGUCGUCAGAACUCGACCUCACGAAUGGAAAUUGGGACUCGAAUGGCUUCGUGGAUGAUGAUGACAAUUCAAGAAGCAUUGAUGAGCUGCCAUACCUGGAAGUGCCGCUGCACACAGUGAUUAAGCUGACGCCAGUCGCCUACGGUUGCCGGAUGGAACUGCUCAAGUUGCCAAUUGAAGCAGUCGACACGCACAGACCAAAGCCCGAGAUACCAGGCACAUUAGAUGAAAAAUUCAAGGUGAAAAGUGCAGCUUAGGAAGAGCUAGGAGUCGAAAAGCCUCCUGUUCUCCACGCAUACACAAAAUGAUUGAGAUUGAUUUUGGGACUAAACCAAUAAACUCUUUUCUCUGUUCUCGCUUUUGUGAGGUUUGCUUAAUACUCUGGACUGGAUUUUGUUGUUAAAUCAUAAUAAUGCUACUGCACGGAAUAUUUUUCGCUGCUUCCCUAUAAGUAUUACAGCUUAUUUAUCUGAUUUCAGUGAUGAGCCACUUGAGAAGCUUGAGUAAAGAAAUAUCAUCAUUUUAUUGUAAUAAACUAUAAUUAUACAUGUAAAGAGAGGCAGGGUUAAGUAGUUAUUACGGCAGAACGAUCUCCAAAAGGCCUGUUCUGACGUAAGUUAAUUCUUGGAUUUAAGCGAUAUAAAUUUAACUGUUUUAUUUCUGAGCAUAAAUAGGGAUAAUUUUUUACUGGAAUCGGAGGAUUGAAACGUCAUUUUGAUAUGAUGACAAUAAACGUUGUCAUAGUGUUAGCUUUAGCGAGGUGUAACACAAAAUAUAUUUAUAAAUUUACCAUUCAACACAAUUGUGUAUUUUUGUGAAAAAUAAGCCCUACCUUGCUACUGUGAUACAAAUGAUUAUCAUAGCAGGAAGCAGCUGCCGCGCUGUUUUCGGCACAACAUUAGCUAACUGUAAAAUGUUAUGUAAGCGUUACUAAACUUGUACUCUGUUGAUCAUGAGGUGAAGUUCAACACUCAAAAGAUUAUUUUAAUUGUGUUAAUUAAACUGUCGAAAAUGUUCAUGUGCUGGUCGUUGAAUAAAAUUGAGACUCAAAAGGUGAA
Molecule: messenger RNA, 2412 nt
Organism: Cloeon dipterum
Lineage: Eukaryota; Metazoa; Arthropoda; Insecta; Ephemeroptera; Baetidae
Gene: Pfrx
Product: 6-phosphofructo-2-kinase
Exons: 11
Coding region: 121-1611 (496 amino acids)
Biological process (GO): fructose 2,6-bisphosphate metabolic process; fructose metabolic process
Cellular component (GO): cytosol
Molecular function (GO): ATP binding; 6-phosphofructo-2-kinase activity; fructose-2,6-bisphosphate 2-phosphatase activity
Source: RefSeq, a predicted model, not a curated record